Chiloscyllium plagiosum (whitespotted bambooshark) is the source of this 1644-nucleotide messenger RNA. Lineage: Eukaryota; Metazoa; Chordata; Chondrichthyes; Orectolobiformes; Hemiscylliidae. The record is from RefSeq and is a predicted model, not a curated record.
UUAUUUUUAGGCCAAAUGUUUUUUUCACUCACCACCUUAACACAACUUAUUUGUAAAUCCAAACCAGGUAACUGUAACCAACAGUGGCCAUACCAACAGGCUUCAAAUCAGUGGUCUCCAAACACCAAUCAAGAUAACUCCAGAAAACACAAGCAGAAAAGGAAAAAAGAGCCAGUAUACACACACUAUUGUGACACCUGCGACCGGGGAUUCAAAAAUCAAGAGAAAUUUGAUGAACAUGUGUCUCAGCACAUGCAGUGCAAGGUGAAGGACUGUACAUUCCGUGCUCACGAGAAAUUGGUUCAGAUUCACUGGAGAAACGCACACGGGCCAGGCGCUAAAAGAAUUAAACUUGAUACUGCAGAGGAAAUCGCCAAGUGGCGUGAGGAGAGGCGGAGGAACUUUCCAACUUUGGAAAAUGUAGCAAGAAAGAGGAAAAUGGGCCAGGACAAAGAGGAGCGAGGAGAGGUGCUGCAUACCCAGCAGUUUAAUAAAAUGAAGGGAAAAUGGAAAAGCCCUCACAACACCAGGCACCAAAGAGGUUUUGGCAGCAAGUUUGACAAAGGGCUUGCAGGUCACAUUGAUAGAACACGCAGUGGUGCGCAGGAACAGCAAAAUGCAAGGGAGCAGGAUGGUCCCAGCCAACCCAACGGGACAACUGGCAGGCCACCAGAAAACCAGGAGAACCAAGCUUGUGGCAAAGACAUCGACCCUCUCGGCAUAUUGGCACAAAACGACGCAGAAUCUGACAAGGACGAGGGCCAAGUGGAUGCUGAACAGGCAGUAAUCUCCGUCGUGCCAAAGCAGAUAACAUCAGGCCUCAGUUCACUGAUGGCCAAUUACAGCAGUUCAUCAGACAGUGAAGGCGACCAGGGGCCAGAGGAAAUCCCCUUCCAGACUGUUGCCAAAGCUCCGGAGGAAAACAGCGUGCUGGGAUCUGCACCAAGAAAUGAGCAGGAGUUUAAAGAAUGUUCAAGCAGUGUUCGAGGCUCAGAAACGCGUUGCCAAUUCAUCCCCAAGGGCAGAAGAAGAGGUAGAGGAAGAGGUCGUAACACACGAGGAAGGGGAACUUUCCGGCAGUCGCUAAUACGUGGGCCAACCUUGCUUGAAAUGUUGCUGGCUCCUGACAUACGACACGAGAGAAAUGUGAUUUUGCAGUGUGUUCGGUACAUUGUAGAAAACCAGUUUUUGGGCCUUGAGUCAAAGGUUAACGGUGUGGCGAAGACCCCUGUCCCGAGGGUGGCUUCAUGUGAAGAAGUGCAAACGCACACAACUGCGGCUCAUAAUGAAACACAUGGGUUCCAGGGAGAAGCUCCUGAACUUGAGCAUUCUGCCAAGAUCCCUGAAGCUGAGGAUGUUGGUGAGGACCCCUCCCCUAAAGCUGAGGAGAUUAGUGAGGAGCCAGAGAUUUCCCCGGCAAAUACAAUAUUAGCUUCCAUAGGCCAAGUGACCUUGUCGGCUGUGGAUGAUGAAAUUUGGGAGAUGCCAGACACAGCAAGUGAAAGGUGAUUAAGCAGAGCUUGACAGCUUACCACAUGGACUGGGUAAAGAUUUCCAACACAAAUGAGAUGACUGUACAGAUUUCUGUAGACUUGCAAUGUUUACUUCUAAUAAAUUAAAUAGCUAAAUUCUGUUUUGCUACCA